Molecule: messenger RNA, 815 nt
Organism: Periophthalmus magnuspinnatus
Lineage: Eukaryota; Metazoa; Chordata; Actinopteri; Gobiiformes; Gobiidae
Gene: hsbp1b
Product: heat shock factor binding protein 1b
Exons: 4
Coding region: 121-357 (78 amino acids)
Biological process (GO): cellular heat acclimation
Cellular component (GO): nucleus; cytosol
Molecular function (GO): transcription corepressor activity
Source: RefSeq, a predicted model, not a curated record
AGCUGACCGCACAGAGGGAGGAUCCAGGGCCAGCUGCUACAUUUUGUUUACAAGCUCGUUAGUUACAAUUUGAACACACCUUCCUUAUAACUUUGUUAAGCUGUACAGUAAUUCAAAGACAUGGCUGAGACUGACCCCAAGUCUGUGCAGGAUCUAACCAAUGUGGUUCAGACUCUGCUGCAACAAAUGCAAGACAAGUUCCAGACCAUGUCAGACCAGAUCAUUGGAAGGAUUGAUGAGAUGAGCACCCGCAUUGAUGACUUGGAGAAAAACAUUGCUGAUCUGAUGACGCAAGCAGGUGUUGAAGAGAUCGAAGGAACACCAGAAAAACCUAAAGAGGGUCAAGGCUCAUCAUGAAGGUUCCUUGAAGAGGAAUAUGAAGUCUUGUAUUCAGAAGUGGCAGACUUUUCCUCAGUGACAAGAGUUCUAUUGAUUUGAUGUGUUUUUGUGCAAAAUGCUUUUAUAUAUUGAAUAUUGUGAAAUUGUUAUUAUGUAAUGACUUGAAGAUGAACAUUUAUAGGUAGGUUGUGUCGAUGCCCUUCUGUACCUAGUGCUGGUUCACAAAUAGCAGGUAGUUUACCACUAUCCUUUAAUAUUUAAGUAAACCUGUACAUGGAAAUAUGGGUCAUUUGUUCCAAAUACUGAUUUAACUGACAAUUUCAUGAACUCAAAAUGUCUUUUUAAUACUUUACAAACAUGGACAUUUACAUGUACAACUGCAAUGUCCACAGCAUUCCAUAACAGAUUGUUCCAUCAUUAAUAGGAUUUGCUACAGUUCUGUAUCACAUAAUAAAACAUACCUAUUUGGUCUCUUA